AACUGACGUCAGACCAAGGGACCUACACAGCCUGCGCUACAGUGUAAAGUAGCUUAGUGAGAUGAGAGCAGACAACAUAGCUCUUUAUUGUACUCCGUUGAUCUGAACUCGGUCAUUUUAUUGAUUAGUUAACGUAUAAGAAGGACACGAGUUAAACGCUAACGGUAGUAAACUACAGUUUUUUAACUCGUGCAGAUAAUGUUAGCUAGUGGACGGCUAGCUGAGUCACUUGUGAUGGUCUGGAGUUCUUUAUAAUGACGACGGAGAAGCCGAGAUGGAAGACUGCAAUUGGGAGGACAUUAUAGAAACACCUGAGCUGCCUCUGGAGAUCAUAGUUCACAUCCUGAGCUUUCUUCACGCUUCAGACAGGAAGGAAGCCUCGCAGGUCUGCCGCAGCUGGUACUAUGCCAGUCAGGACUCUCAGAGAAAGAUCACCUUCUGCUUCCCGGCUUCAGCCUCGUCCCUGGAGCUGAUCAGGGGUCUGGGAAGAAAGUCACGAUGUGGUCUGAUUAUCAGCCAGCUCGAUGGCUUCAGUAUGUCCAGAUCACUCCUUCUGGAGGUGGGUGAGUGCUUGGGCCCUAAGUUGGAGAGCUUAGCCCUGCCUGGUAGCAGUGUAACAGAGGCCUCUCUGAUGGCCCUCCUCCCGCGCCUCACCUCCCUCCGCAGCCUAAACCUCCGGGGGCUGAACAGCCUCUUCAUGUCUGGGGCUUUCCUCUCCAGGGAGGAACACAGAAAGCAGGUCAGGUCAGCUCUGUCUGGUCUGGAGGAGCUGGACCUGUCCGACAUACGCUACAUCUCCGACCUCACCUUCAACCGGCUCACCGGCUGCACCCCGCGCCUCCGUCACCUCUCGCUGGCCGGCUGCCAUAUCGCCUUUGAGUUCGACCCGUAUCGAGGGUGCCCGGUGGGAGCUGUUAGGGAUUCCUCAGCAUUGCUGUCACUGAGGAACUUGCGGAGGUUUUUAACGGAGCAGAAAUCCACACUUGUAUCUCUGGACCUCAGCAGAACCUCAAUCACCCCUGAGUCACUACGCACAGUUGCACAGGUUCAGGAUUUGGUCUUGGAGGAGCUAUGUCUGCACGGCUGUAAGGAGCUGACCGACUACUCCGUAGAGGUUCUAGUAAAGCACCAGCCGAGCCUCCAGAGACUGGAUAUCAGUGCCUGCACCGAGCUGACCAGCCGGUCUGUAGAGGCCAUAGCACAUGGCCUCAAGUACCUGACACACCUGUCCUUGUCCCGCGAUUGGAGGAUCACCGAAAAAGGCCUGGCGGACCUUCUGUCCGUCUCAUCCCUGAGGAGCCUGGAUCUGUCCGAGUGUCUGCACGUCAACGGAACAGAGAUAGUAAACGGCUUGGCAGAAUCUAGGGAUGCCAGAGCACAGCUGGAGACACUCAACCUAAAGAGCUGCACCUACAUUAGGGAUCUUGCAGUUUUCUCUCUCACCCAGCUUCUUGGGGAUUCUCUGCGGGAGCUAGACUUGACAUCGUGUGUCAAUGUGACCGACCUGUCUGUGCACGCUAUAGCCACAUACCUGCAGAGGCUGGUAGUUCUGCGGCUCGGCUGGUGCAAAGAAGUCACAGACUGGGGGCUGCUGGGCAUGGUGGAAACAGCCAGGUGUGAUCCUGACCAGGAGACGGGAGACAAGGGUCCCAGGUUCACCCGGACCUUUGGCAACAUGGGCUUCUUCAAGCCUCCCCGUUUGCCGUUCGAGGAGCGACCCAAGAUGGUGACCCAGAACGACCUGCAGCAGUUCAGACAGCAGGCCGGAGCGUCCCUCUUAGCCCUCAGCCAGCUGCAGGAGCUGGACCUCUCGGCCUGCCCCAAGCUCACUGACAGCAGCAUCACACAGGUGGUGCAUUACCCAGACCUCCGCCGCCUGUCUCUCUCCAUGUUGCCGGAGAUCACCGAUGCCAGCUUGGCGUCGGUCGCCUGGCACUGCCGUAGCCUCACCAGCCUGGCAAUCAGCCACUGCCAGAGGAUCACUGACCGCGGAGUGGCACAGGCUGUGCCGUACCUACGCAGGCUGCAGCAUCUCUACCUCUCCUGUAAUAACAUCACUGACAGGUCCUUGUUACUGCUGGUGCAGCACUGCAACCGCCUGAAAACACUCGACAUCUCAAGGUGCAAAAACAUCUCCGUAACAGCUGUGGACCUGCUUCAAUCACAGCUGCCCUUCUUGGAAAAUGUCCACUACAAAUUCAUAGGUGGGUUUGAUAUGACCCUUGCACUCAAUGACUGAAUGAAUGUCGUGGAUGACUGCUGCACCACAGCCUGCUCCACGGGUUUCAGCAAUUUGCACAAGAACUGAAGGGAAAAUGUUGAAAAGUUGUCAUUUUACAGUGGGAGCAAUAUCACGUCACCAAUAUACUGUAUGUCACCCUGUAAGUGGUUUUAUCCGAGUCUCUUUAUUGUGAGACAGAAACCACUUGUUUGAAAAUUAAGAUCAUUAAAGGUGCUCUAAGCGAUAUCACGCGUGUUUUACACUACUACAUUUGUUGUCAUACAG
Etheostoma cragini (Arkansas darter) is the source of this 2506-nucleotide messenger RNA. It is a transcript of the gene fbxl9, whose product is annotated as leucine rich repeat containing 29. NCBI's taxonomy places the organism in Eukaryota, Metazoa, Chordata, Actinopteri, Perciformes, Percidae. Gene Ontology annotation, cellular component: SCF ubiquitin ligase complex. The record is from RefSeq and is a predicted model, not a curated record. Gene Ontology annotation, biological process: SCF-dependent proteasomal ubiquitin-dependent protein catabolic process. Gene Ontology annotation, molecular function: protein binding. The transcript is spliced from 11 exons. The coding region runs from base 275 to 2239 and encodes 654 amino acids.